Molecule: messenger RNA, 387 nt
Organism: Parnassius apollo (apollo)
Lineage: Eukaryota; Metazoa; Arthropoda; Insecta; Lepidoptera; Papilionidae
Source: the annotation of a GenBank genome assembly
AUGUUGUCAAUAGUCGAUGUAAUUAAUGCGUCUGCAGGAUACACAAAACCAAUGCGUUCUGGUGAAGAAUUAUUACGGAGUGGAAUGGUGAUUUCGGUUGGAAGAAAAGAAAAAAAUAAUACCAUAAUUCACGUACAAGCACUGGUACUGCGCACGUCGGGAUUAAAUUCCAAACAUCCAGCCAUUAUAAAACUAUGGAUAGAUGUAUCUCAAGAAUAUGGAAAUAGAUUAGUUGGUGAUAAUGAACAAGAAUUCACAAAGGUCUGCGAUUGCCCUGCUGGAGCUUCAGAGAAAUGUAAACACAUAUUAGCUGUCAUGCUUUAUCUCUCAAGAACUGAGGAGGCAGAUCUGGAGGACCUGAGUUGUACCGACAUUGAAAAACAAUGA